AUGCGGGUUUCGGACCGCAAGGCGAACAGUGCGCAUUUGUUCUGGGACACCCAACCUGUACUGAAGGCAUCAGAGCUUAACAGCCUUACGCCAGCUGACGAAGGUCCCAUUGAUGCAGCCAAGACCAUUGACGACGUGCGCAAGGAGCCUUACAACCUACCCAGUGGAUUUAUAUGGUCCGAAUGUCCAGUUAAUGAUCCGGCGGUCGUAGAUGAGCUGUAUCACCUGCUGGCGCUGCACUACGUGGAAGAUGACGACAAUCUGUUUCGCUUUAAUUACGGUCGGGAGUUUCUUCCAUGGGCUCUGGAUCCCCCCGGAGCCAUUAAGGAGUGGAUAAUCGGCGUGAGAGUCGAGUCCACUAAAAAGCUGGUUGGUUUUAUUACGGCGAUCCCAACAGCAUUACAGUGCAACGGCAAGAGAGUCCAGGUGGCCGAGGUGAACUUUCUGUGCGUUCAUAAGAAACUUCGCAGCAAACGCCUCGCCCCCGUGCUGAUCAAGGAAAUUACUCGGCGGGUUAACCUGAAGGGGAUCUGGCAGGCGGUGUAUACAGCAGGCGUUGUAUUGCCGACCCCAGUUGCCGAAUGCCGCUACUGGCAUCGGUUGUUAAAUCCAAAGAAGCUCGUGGAACUUGUUGCCGCUUCCUGGAGAGCUGUUGACGAGGCUUUGACGGACUUGUCAUUAAAAGUGUGA
This is a messenger RNA of Cyclospora cayetanensis, 690 nucleotides long. Its product is annotated as glycylpeptide N-tetradecanoyltransferase 1. Gene Ontology annotation, molecular function: glycylpeptide N-tetradecanoyltransferase activity. The record is from RefSeq and is a predicted model, not a curated record. Gene Ontology annotation, biological process: N-terminal peptidyl-glycine N-myristoylation. Gene Ontology annotation, cellular component: cytoplasm. The coding region runs from base 1 to 690 and encodes 229 amino acids. NCBI's taxonomy places the organism in Eukaryota, Apicomplexa, Conoidasida, Eucoccidiorida, Eimeriidae. The transcript has 8 exons.